This is a messenger RNA of Nicotiana attenuata, 850 nucleotides long. RefSeq names its product RING-H2 finger protein ATL66-like. The coding region runs from base 82 to 612 and encodes 176 amino acids. The transcript has a single exon. The record is from RefSeq and is a predicted model, not a curated record. Lineage: Eukaryota; Viridiplantae; Streptophyta; Magnoliopsida; Solanales; Solanaceae.
UAUGAACCUACCAUUCCAUGUCAUCUACAAAACUACUUAUGUAAGUGAAGAAAAAACACAGAGGCCUUCAGAUCCAAUCCCAUGUCUUCCAAUAAUCUCGCUUCCGAUUCUUCCUCUUUAAACUCGCCUCAGUCCGCCGUGUCAUCACAAAAUUCUCACUCCUUCCAUUGGCACUACGCCGAGUUCGACGAUAACGAUUUCCAAAUCCGCGGCCGUACACUCUUCUUCGUCGUCGUCCUCUUUGCUAUCAUUCUUAUAGCUACUCUUCUUUUCCUUUACGCUCGCUGGGUCUGCAAAUUCCGUUCUCCCUCAAGCGCGGAAGCUGCUCGUUCUGCUCACGCGCCAUCGGUUCCUCCACCACCACAAGGUCUUGACCCGGCUUUUAUUGACAAUUUGCCGAUUAUAUUACACAGAAGUUCGGAGUGUAGAGGUAAUACCGCCGCGGAAGUUGAGUGUUGUAUUUGCUUGGGAAUUUUUCAAGAUGGUGAUAAGGUAAAAGUUUUGCCUAGUUGUCAACAUUGUUAUCAUUCGGAGUGUGUUGAUAAAUGGCUUAGAAAUCAAUCGAGUUGCCCUCUGUGUCGUGCCUCUCUCCAAUUUGACUCAGCUGUUUGACUCGGCCGUGUCAGUAUUUGUGCUCCAGAAGCUUCGUUUUACGUUGUUCUUUUUUGAGUUUAAUUUUUAUCUCUAGCAACUUUAUUAUUUUCUUUCAGUAAUUAGAUUAACACGGCUUUAUUUUCUUGUUGAUUAAAGAUUGAUCGUAAUAUAAACUGUAAGUAGUAGAAAUUACCAUCUUUUUUCCUUCUAGUGGAUUUGCAAUGGAGGGAGGAAACUAUACUCCGAUAUUAGAUUU